AUGUCGCUUUCCGAAGACCUGUCCAACUCUACCCUCUGUGGGAACUUCUCCAACUAUUCCACUCACGGCAACUUAAGGAUCCAUUGGUCAGCGUCCACCAUCUUGGCCAUGAUCGUCCACGCCCUCACCUUCCUGUUGGGCGUCCCCGGUAACUGCGCGGCCAUCUGGGUGAUGGGCUUCAAGAUGAAGUAUAGUGGCAGCUCUGUGUUAUUCCUGAACCUGGCUGUGGCGGACCUGACCUACUGCCUAACCCUCCCCUUCCGAAUGGCCAAAUUUGCACUGCCUGGUUCAUGGCUCAGAAGCUACAUCGCCUCGAUUUUGAUCCGCUCCGCCACGAUACUCACCGUGUCAGCCAGUGUCUUUCUACUGACGCUGAUCAGCAUCCACCGCUGCCUGGCUGUGACUCAUCCGAUCUGGUUCCAGCAACAAAGUAGCCUGGCUUGGGUGCUUGCGGCCUGCUUCGCAGUCUGGGGCCUAGCCUUACUUGCGAGCCUGCCCGAACUGCUGAUUGAGCAUAUAUCCCUGUAUUUUGGCCACAAGACCUUGGCUGUGUUGCAGGUACUUUGGACCGUCUUCAUCUUCGCCCUCCCCAUUAUGAUCAUGGCCGCCUGCUACCUCUUGAUUGUCCGGUAUGUUACCAUCAGUCUGUCUUCCUUCAAUAGUGCCCUCAACCCUCUUCUCUACGUCUUCGCCGGCCAGGACUUCCGCCAGGUUUUCAGGCGCUCCCUGGCCGCCUCGCUCCGACUUGCAUUCGUCGAGGAGGGGCCAGAGUUGGGGAGCGACCUUCCGGACCCCAACGUCACCUCGGAUACGAGCGUCUCAGCGAUCCCCUUGAGGAGCAUCAGCCGAACGAUAUUAUCUCACGGCGGUGAAAACUGA
Pristis pectinata (smalltooth sawfish) is the source of this 879-nucleotide messenger RNA. Its product is annotated as fMet-Leu-Phe receptor-like. The record is from RefSeq and is a predicted model, not a curated record. Gene Ontology annotation, biological process: complement receptor mediated signaling pathway; positive regulation of cytosolic calcium ion concentration; phospholipase C-activating G protein-coupled receptor signaling pathway. Gene Ontology annotation, molecular function: complement receptor activity; G protein-coupled receptor activity. Bases 1 to 879 code for a protein of 292 amino acids. NCBI's taxonomy places the organism in Eukaryota, Metazoa, Chordata, Chondrichthyes, Rhinopristiformes, Pristidae. Gene Ontology annotation, cellular component: plasma membrane. The transcript is spliced from 2 exons.